Messenger RNA from Abrus precatorius (Indian licorice), 2349 nucleotides. RefSeq names its product cysteine-rich repeat secretory protein 56-like. The transcript has a single exon. The coding region runs from base 271 to 1152 and encodes 293 amino acids. Gene Ontology annotation, biological process: transport of virus in multicellular host; plasmodesmata-mediated intercellular transport. Gene Ontology annotation, cellular component: plasmodesma. The record is from RefSeq and is a predicted model, not a curated record. Lineage: Eukaryota; Viridiplantae; Streptophyta; Magnoliopsida; Fabales; Fabaceae.
UUAACGAUUAAUUCAUUAUUUUGAAAAUGUUAGAAACGAAUUUCCAAUUAACAUAUAAAGUGAUCUUUAAUUAGACAUUAACAAACCAGAUUCAUUAUUGAGGCUUAGAAAAGAUUCAUCCAAGUAGGGAUAUAGAUGUGUCAAACACAGAGAAAGGAAAAGCAAAAGACACUUAAAACCGAGUAAGCCAAAACAAUCUUCCAAAACCUUCCAUGUUGUGAGUGAGAUUAAAGAAAACAAAAAAGAACUAAACUUUCUUCAACCCCUCAAAUGGGCAUGAUCAGAAAACGUUUCUCUCACCCCUUUCCAUUUCUCUUCACUGUUUUUUGGUUCCUUCUUCUUCAUCAUCCUAUGUCAGAAGCAGACAACACAAACUUGGUUUACAAGGGUUGUGCGGAUCAGAAACUGCAUGAUCCACCAUCAGGGAUAUACUCACAGAACCUCAAAGCCCUCUUGGUUUCUCUGGUGGCACAAUCAGCACAAAAGGGCUUCUCAACCACAACCUCAGGGAAUGGCCAGAAUGUGAUCAUGGGUUUGUACCAAUGUAGAGGGGACCUUUCAAACUCUGCAUGCUACAACUGUGUCAGCAAGAUUCCUUACAUGCUUGACAAGCUAUGUGGAAAAGUGGUGGCUGCUCGUAUUCAGCUCACAGGGUGCUACUUGAGGUACGAGGUUGUCGGGUUCAAGCAGGUACCUGAGACUCAGUUGCUUUACAAGGUUUGUGGGGCCAAGCAGGAGAGUGAUGGGUUUGAGGAGAGAAGGGACUAUGCGUUUGGCAUGGUGGAAAAUGGAGUGAAAAGUGGUGGAAACUUGUUUUACACUGGGAGCUACCAGUCUCUCUAUGUGUUGGGGCAGUGUGAGGGUGAUUUGGCCAAUGAUGAUUGUGGGGAUUGUAUGAAGAGUGCUGAGGAUCAGACCAAAGCUGAGUGUGGUGACUCAGAUUCUGCACAAAUUUAUCUCCAUAAGUGUUUUAUCAGCUACAGCUAUUACUCCAAGGGAGUGUCUAUCUUGUCAUCUUCUCCAGGUAGAGCAAUGGAGACAAUAUCUUCCUUCUCUUACUUUGAUGUAAUUUCUGUGAUUAUAAGAAGAUUCAUGCCAGUUUCUAUCUGUUUGUGGCUAUAUCACAACGAGCUCGUGGGGGGUUUCAACUAGUGAAAAAAAUGCAAUGUAAUGUAUUAUAUUACGUGUGUUUAUGAAUUGAUUUAUGUUCUUGUUAGUUCGAAAUCGGGGCUAAUUUGAGAAAGGGGUAGAGUAAAGGAUUCAUAGGGUGUUGGUAGGUGGAUGAAGAAUUGAAGAUGUCUUCUAUUUAAAAUUUACUUCUUGUUGCUGUGAUGCAUGUAUGCUAGUUGAAUCAGUUUCAUAAAACGUGUUUUGUUGUUGUGUUUGAUUGGAUCAGGGUCAGUGGGGCUACAACACACGCAGAGGACUGUGGCUCUUGCAGUGGGAGGGUUUGCAGCUUUGGGUUUCUUAAUUGUUUGUUUGUUAUUUCUCAAGUCAUUGUUGAAGAAAAAAGAUGGUAAGUAUUGAGAAUUGGACUUUGUAUAUCAUAUAUAUAUACACAAGUGGUUCAUAGACUACUUUUUAACAUGUUAGAUAAAUAUACUUGCAGACUUUGUAUAGCUUGGACGAAAAAGGGUUAAAAUUAAGAUCAUAAUUGAUGUCUCGAGUUUGAGAUGGGCGAAUACAAUUUGAGCCUUGAAUUGGGAAAGUAAAGCGUGGGACAUAAGUUCAUCAGAUUGUGUGUGAUACAUCUAUUUGUCCCUACCAUAUAACUUUGGCAGAGAUAUGACAAUACCCUUCUUUGUUGAUCAAACAGUCCCUUCUCUAAUGCACUUUUUUAAGUCUGUUGCUUCACAUGACAUGCAUCCUCUAACUCUUUGUUUGGAUUUAAGGGUGAAAUUAAAAGGAUUUAAAUAGAAUGAAAGGAAAUGAAGAUGAAAUAUUAGCGAAAUUAUAUAAUAUUUAGAUGGAUUGAAAUAUAAAUAAAAAAAAAUACUAUUAACAUUUAUUUGAAUCGUUUUAUUUUCAUAAUAUCAAAAACAAACACGCAGGUGCCGAUUAAUAAGUGGCAACACUAGAAAACAAAUUUUGGCCUAACUCCAUCCCCAUUUCAUCCUAGCUUCAACAAGUAAAGUUUUGAAGUGAUCCAUAGAAAUGCAAUCAUAUCUUUAUAAAACUUCAACUCAUCCAAACCAAAUACAUGGAAUGAGUUGAACUUAAUCAAUUUCAUCCUAUGUUAAUUUUAAUUCUCUAUACUUUAGUAGAAACAAGUAAAGCAUAUAUCUGAAAGUUAUUAAUAUGUUUAUGGUCUCCACCAACUAUCAUAUGAGAUGUAAUUAUAUUCUUUAA